Messenger RNA from Bombina bombina (fire-bellied toad), 1353 nucleotides. It is a transcript of the gene HCRTR2, whose product is annotated as hypocretin receptor 2. Bases 1 to 1353 code for a protein of 450 amino acids. Gene Ontology annotation, molecular function: orexin receptor activity. The transcript is spliced from 7 exons. The record is from RefSeq and is a predicted model, not a curated record. Gene Ontology annotation, biological process: G protein-coupled receptor signaling pathway; feeding behavior; circadian sleep/wake cycle process. Gene Ontology annotation, cellular component: membrane. Lineage: Eukaryota; Metazoa; Chordata; Amphibia; Anura; Bombinatoridae.
AUGGAUCAUAGAUAUAGAGAGAGGAAAGAUGAAAAGGCACAGCCUGAUAAUCACACCAGGAAGACUUCAUACUACCCCCCUGAAAGAUCUACUCAAGCUGCUUCACCCAUGGAUAUUGGUACAGUUAAAUGGCUACUUUCACAACAGGAUAAACUCACAUAUAAAAUGGCAAAUGUGCGUCUAUACUGUGCCAGUAACGUACACCUUGUAUCCUCCUGCCCACUUCUAGCAUGUCAGAAGAAGGUUUGUGUUGCAGUCUGGAAGAACCACCAUAUGAGGACUGUCACCAACUAUUUUAUAGUCAACCUUUCACUUGCCGAUGUCCUAGUUACUAUCACUUGUCUUCCAGCAACCUUGGUAGUUGAUAUUACAGAAACAUGGUUCUUUGGGAAGACUCUCUGCAAAAUUAUCCCUUACUUACAGACUGUCUCCGUGUCCGUUUCUGUCCUAACACUCAGCUGCAUUGCCUUGGAUAGAUGGUACGCAAUUUGUCAUCCAUUAAUGUUUAAAAGUACUGCCAAGAGAGCACGAAACAGCAUUAUAAUUAUUUGGAUUGUGUCCUGCGUUAUAAUGAUUCCACAAGCAAUAGUCAUGGAGUGCAGCAGUGUGUUUCCAGAAUUAGCCAACAAGACAAUUUUAUUCACUGUGUGUGAUGAGCGCUGGGAAGGUGAGAUUUAUUCGAAAGCGUAUCACAUCUGUUUCUUCUUUAUCACCUAUAUGGUACCACUGUGUCUGAUGAUUCUAGCAUACUUGCAAAUAUUCCGAAAACUAUGGUGCCGGCAGAUUCCAGGAACCUCAUCAGUAGUUGAAAGGAAAUGGAAACCUUUGCAAUGUCCAAUGCAGUCUAGAAUCCAAGGUCAACAAGCCAGUAAACCAAGAAUGAAUGCUGUGGCAGCUGAGAUAAAACAGAUCCGUGCAAGAAGAAAAACAGCACGCAUGCUUAUGGUUGUUCUCAUCGUGUUUGCAAUUUGCUACCUUCCAAUUAGUGUCCUUAAUGUUCUUAAAAGGGUAUUUGGAAUGUUUGACAAGACAAAUGACAGAGAAACAGUGUAUGCCUGGUUUACAUUUUCACACUGGUUGGUGUAUGCAAAUAGUGCAGCUAAUCCCAUCAUUUACAACUUUCUUAGCGGUAAAUUUAGAGAGGAAUUCAAAGCUGCCUUUUCUUGCUGUUGUCUUGGAGUUCACAAUCAAGAGGAUCUUAUCGCCAGAGGCAGAGCAAGCACUGAAAGCCGAAAAUCAUUGACUACACAGAUCAGCAAUUUUGAUAAUGUUUCAAGACUUUCCGAACAGGUUGUUUUAACAAAUAUAAGCACACUGCAUGCAAAUGGGAGUGGUGCUAUUCAUAAUUGGUAG